Molecule: messenger RNA, 846 nt
Organism: Mesocricetus auratus (golden hamster)
Lineage: Eukaryota; Metazoa; Chordata; Mammalia; Rodentia; Cricetidae
Gene: Psmb6
Product: proteasome 20S subunit beta 6
Exons: 6
Coding region: 61-777 (238 amino acids)
Cellular component (GO): proteasome core complex
Molecular function (GO): threonine-type endopeptidase activity
Source: RefSeq, a predicted model, not a curated record
CUAAAGAGAGUGACGGAGCGCUUUACGACAGUUGCUUUGUGGCAGCAGAGGCAGAGGAAGAUGGCGGCCGCCUUAGCUGUUCGUGGAGGGGCCUCCGCACCGGCCUUUGGGCCGGAGGCUCUCACCCCAGACUGGGAAAACCGGGAAGUCUCCACAGGGACCACGAUCAUGGCUGUGCAGUUUGAUGGGGGCGUGGUUCUAGGAGCAGACUCAAGAACAACCACUGGGUCCUACAUCGCCAACCGAGUGACUGACAAGCUGACCCCUAUCCAUGACCGGAUCUUCUGCUGCCGCUCAGGCUCAGCGGCUGACACCCAAGCAGUAGCUGAUGCUGUCACUUACCAGCUCGGGUUCCACAGUAUCGAACUGAAUGAGCCUCCACUAGUACACACAGCCGCCAGUCUGUUUAAGGAGAUGUGUUACCGGUACAGAGAAGAUCUGAUGGCGGGAAUCAUCAUUGCAGGCUGGGACCCUCAAGAAGGAGGGCAGGUGUACUCAGUUCCCAUGGGGGGUAUGAUGGUAAGGCAGUCGUUUGCCAUUGGAGGCUCUGGGAGCUCAUACAUCUAUGGCUAUGUUGAUGCUACCUAUCGGGAAGGCAUGACCAAGGACGAAUGUCUGCAAUUCACUGCCAAUGCUCUCGCUUUGGCUAUGGAACGGGACGGCUCCAGUGGAGGGGUGAUCCGCUUGGCAGCCAUUCAAGAGUCAGGGGUAGAACGGCAGGUGCUUUUGGGAGACCAGAUACCCAAAUUCACCAUUGCUACUUUACCCCCUCCCUGAAUCCUAAUGUUAGGGUAUAUUAAAAGAUAUUCAUACUGAUAGAAAAGUUAAUAAACAGUUUGUCAAAGA